CAAUACAAUAAUUCCAUUCGUUCUACCAUACAAAUCAGUUUGUAAAUCGCCACGACCUCAAAUUUUUUUUAAUAUUAAUAAUCCCAGUGUUUAAAACUUAAUUUUUCUUGAUUUAUUUGAAUUGUUGCGCCUUUUGGCGAAUUUAAUCGAUCCACCACCACCACCACCACCACCAGCAGCAGCCACCCUCUUGCACCACGCCCUUCUGUCGCGUCGCACACACAGUCGCACUCCUGGCAUGGCCCAGUGAUGUCCGAAAGCGAAGAAGAGACGAGCAGCGUCGCCGAUUGGCCCGUCACCGAAGAAUGGCUCCAGGCCGUCCUUCGACACCACCACAACGACCUCGGCGACGCCGCCACCUCAAUCACCGUCGUCGAUUUCACAGUGAAACCGGGCUGCGAUGCCGGGGAGAGCGUCCUGAGUGAUAUUCUCGCCGUUGCCGUCAAAUACUCUCUCAAAAAUGAUCCUCUCGCGCACUGUCUCAGUUUCAUCAUCAAGCUGCUGCCCCAGGACCCUUUCAGUCGCUAUUUUGUCACCGAAGCGCAAUUCGAUCUCAGAGAAAUCAAAUUCUACACGCAAGUAGUGCCCGAUUUGGAAUCGUUCAAAUCGCAACAUCUCCCCCCGGACACCACCCUCCCACUCCCCAUCCCCAAAUGCUAUUACGCCCACUACUCCUCCGGCAGUAGUGACCCGGAACCGAGCCCCCCUGAAUCCGUCCUCGUAUUAGAAAACAUCAAACCUUCCGGUUACAACAGUGCCGAUUUUUCACGUGGUUUAACUCUUCGUCAAACCACUUCAGCCGUUGACGCCAUCGCACGCAUCCAUGGACUUUCUCUCGCACUCAAAAUCAAAGAAGGUAAAUCAUUGGUCGAACGCUACCCCUUCCUCUUUCAAACAACACGAGCUUCCGACUCCUAUCAACAACUCGUCGAAAGAGGUCUUCCUCAACUUUCACAAUUCCUCGAACGACGUCCCGGUCAGGAGAGUGUCUUAGCCGCUUUGAAUGACCUCCGACCUCACACCAAAGACAUCAUCGAAAAUUUACUCUCACCGGAAGAACCAAUGGCACUUAUUACACACACGGACUUCUGGUGUAAUAAUCUCAUGUUUCAAGAGGACGAAAACACGAGCACUUGUGCCAUUUUAGAUUGGCAAAUGGUGACGUAUAGUAGAGCCACCAAUGAUCUGGCUUUGUUACUCAUCAGUUCGGUUCCGGCCGAAUUAAGACGAUUACACACCGAGAAAUUACUCGAUGGUUAUUGGACGAAUCUUACUCAGACUUGUUUACGGUUAAACCUUGACGUUGAAAAAGAACUCGGUUAUAACCGAAUGCAAUUGGGAGAGGACUAUAAACGUUCGCAACUUUUAGCUCUACUCCUAUGUAUUGGUUCAGUUGAUUUGGCUUUGGGAAAUGCACAAAUGGAAGAACGUCUCCUUGCACUCCUUCAGGACCUCUACGAUGAAGGUCUUCUCAAUGCCGACAUGGCUAAAAAAUAACACACGAAACGCAUAUUGCGAAAAAUCCGGCUAGUGACUUUGUUUUUGCUUCGUGAUGUGUUCCGUGCCAAUUUUUCUUUCAUUUGUAGAAUAACAAAAUCAUGAUUGUGUAUUUUGUAACAAUGUGCGAUGACUUUUGGUCAAUAAAAAGAUGAAAGAAACUUGAUAAAUUACAAUUUUCUCGCUAAAAACACAUCCAUCAUGUUUGUUUACGUUCAUGAAAUUAUUUCAUUUCGAUCUCUUUCGGAUCAAAAACAUCGAAACGUGACACACAUCCGUAAGAGAUUUAAUUUAAUAUAGUCUGAGUGGUUUUAAUCGAUGAUCAUGUAUUCGCUUGAUUAAAAUUGUUACGCUCAAAAAAGCAUAGAAACGUCGAAAAUAUGUAGACAACGUCUCGAUUUUUCCAGUGUAAAGGAAAUGCUUAAUGAUGCAACUAUUUCUUAGGUCAAGAAUCCACCCCUCACCCCCAAGGGAAUUACCUGACAUGAAGUUGGCGGAUCGAUAGAAAGCGCAGGGUAUGUGUAAUGCGUCACUUGCAGAAAGAAAGAAAGAGAGAGAGACAUGCAAGUUUUAUCAAAUUUAUGACUCUUUUAGUAUCAAAUUAUUUUUAUUUAUUAAAAAACUGUGUAAACAUUGUUGAUUUUCAUUUUGACACGUUAAUUAAACAUUUUCUAAACUGGGUAACUUUUGCUUGAAAUUUCAUUCAUUAAGCUGAGUUUAAUUAACUUUGAAACUACAUACUUGUUACUAAAAGUUGGAAUUUACGUAAUUACAGGAACACGACACACCAAUUUCAAUA
Molecule: messenger RNA, 2296 nt
Organism: Tribolium madens (black flour beetle)
Lineage: Eukaryota; Metazoa; Arthropoda; Insecta; Coleoptera; Tenebrionidae
Exons: 2
Coding region: 250-1497 (415 amino acids)
Source: RefSeq, a predicted model, not a curated record